Molecule: messenger RNA, 14009 nt
Organism: Topomyia yanbarensis
Lineage: Eukaryota; Metazoa; Arthropoda; Insecta; Diptera; Culicidae
Gene: Megf8
Product: multiple epidermal growth factor-like domains protein 8
Exons: 5
Coding region: 562-9138 (2858 amino acids)
Molecular function (GO): calcium ion binding; protein binding
Source: RefSeq, a predicted model, not a curated record
CAGUCGCAAAAACAGAAAUUUCAUUGGUGUUCGCUGAAUCACAAGCGCGUUUUUUGCCAAAAACAUAUCAAAAUUAACGUUUUAGAGGAACCCACAACUAUUAUUAAUGUUUGUUUGUUCAAGUUUUAAUCCUCUAAACUAGUUAUUCGACUUUUGGGUUCGAGUUCUUAGAAUAAAAACGAAAAGAAAGUCGAUAAAAUCUCGUGUUUGUAGUUGACUAGCGGGCGUACUGGUGAUACAAAACUUGUGAUUAUAAAUAUUUUUUCUAACACAUGGAAUGCCCUACUGAAAGUUAUUAGCCUGCAUUUAUUGUCACUAGCACAUCCAAUGCAUAGAUAAUUACCACAGAAUGCCCAUACCUGACAGACAGCCUCCUACAGCAAAAGUGAACAAUAGCGAAAACCUGGGUUAAAGCAGCAAUUGAAGGAAGUGAGAAUCAAUAAACAUAAUCUGAUAGCAAUAGUCCACAACACAUUCGGGAAAAUGAGACAAUCGUUGUAGUUGUUACAUAAACAAGGUUUGCACUACUUCUUGCAUCUAGCUGGGAUUGCUGCAGAGAGGAUGCAUGUUUGGCUGAUUUUACUUUGCUGCUUUUUAUUUGCUACAACUCUUGCAAAGAAUCAGCAGCAGCAAUCUUGCGACAAAACUAGGCGUGUGUUUACCGACCCUUACGGCGAGAUCAGUGAUGGUCCGUCUGGAUUCAAUUACACCCAGGAUUCGCAUUGCGAAUGGUUAAUCCGUGCUCGCAACAGCAGCCAGUUUAUUACGCUCACUUUUCGGAGUAUGGGAACUGAGUGUUCGUAUGAUUACAUAUUUAUAUAUGAUGGUGAUUCAUUCCGAUCGCCGCUGCUUGGUAGUUUUAGCGGUAAAACCGAACCGCAAAAAGUUAUGGCCUCGUCGGGAAGUAUGUUAGUGCUUCUAUAUAGUGAUACUAACUACGUCCUGGAAGGUUUUAAGGCUGAGUUUUCUGUUACUAACUGUCCCAAUAAUUGUACCGGUCAUGGUAAAUGUGUCGAACACAUUUGUGUAUGUUAUGAUAAGUGGAUAGGGAAUGAUUGUAGUCUAGAUGCCUGUCCAGAUGGCUGUGGAGAGGAGGAGGGAAAAGGAAUCUGUAAAAAUGCGCGAUGCGUUUGCUCAAGCGAGUACUCCGGUCAAUCGUGUAGCUUGCACAAAACCCGUCCUGUGCCAAACGAAUGGCAUUGGCUGUCCAACUCGAAGAAUGGAUUAGCUCCUCGUGCGACCCACAGUGCAGUGUACUAUGCCCGUACUGAUUCUCUGUACGUGUUUGGGGGAUACAAUCUAAACAAAGUGCUGAACAGUUUGCAUAUUUAUCGAUUCGAUAAAAGUUUGUGGGAAAAUGAGUGGGGUGUAACUUUGGGCAGCGAAGAAUUUCAGUCCGUGACAAAAAUGAACGGAAAGGCCAGAAGAGGAAUGCUGCUGUCGGAGGAAGCGAGUGAAGCACUGGGACUGAAAAGGGAACCUAAUUUCUUCAAUAAUUUUAUCUACUCGUUGGCGGAUAAUAGAACCGGACCCUUUGGUGUAGUGUACGGUAAUAAUACACGACCCGCAGCGAGAUUUGGUCAUGCUGCAUGUGCAGUGAAGGAUGGUUUUGUAGUAUUCGGCGGUAAACUUGCUGGUGGUCAACUGUCAAAUGAUUUAUGGCUGUAUAAUAUCAGUGCAAAUGGAGGAACGUGGUCGAAGAGAGCAACUAACUCAACCUUCAAGCCUCCAGCUCUCACCAGACACACUUUUACGUUGGCCGGUGAUUAUAUGUAUGCGUUUGGUGGAGCAUUAGAAAACGGAGGAUUUUCCUCAAGAUUGUUCAGGAUAAAAUUGCUUUCCAAACCAUCCAAAGAACAAUGGGAAGAAGUGAUUCCAAGAGGUGGUAAAACCUUGGAUUUACGGAUUGUGGCGCAUACCACAUCGUAUCACAAACAUACCAAUUCAUUGAUCGUAUACGGUGGUGUUGUGGCAGGAGUUGCUCGAUUUUCCAAACUAUCAGAUCGAAUGUUUACGUUUCAAUUAGAUAAUUUACACUGGACUGAAAUAAUGUAUCCAAGAACGCCUUUAAGAGAUGCCUACAUUCCAAGAGAGCGAGCCUUUCACACAACCACAAUCAAUGGGAAUUAUCUUAUUGUUUUUGGGGGUUAUUCUCAUCGGCACAACAAGGAAGAAAUAUGCUAUGACAAUCAAAUGUAUCUUUAUCACUUGGGAUGCCAUAACUGGAUCAAUCAGGAUGUGCUAGGAACUAAUAAGAAGUCUCGCUAUCCUAAACAGCAGGGAGUAUUUGCUCAUGCUGCAGCAAUAAGAAAUGGCAACACUCUGUUCUUGGUUGGAGGAUAUCAUGGAAACGUAAAUGGGGACUUACUUGCCUACACUCUGCCACCGAUGCUAGUUGUCACGAAUGACGAUACAUUUGAACCGGAAGCCGCAUGUCCAAGACAUGCUUCUGUUACCGAGUGCCUGUCAGAUCCGGAAUGUGGAUGGUGUUCGGCUGAUAGUGUGUGUUAUGGUAGAACGAUUGGAGCGAACUGUACGACAAAUUUGCAAACGACUAGAUGCCGCGGCAUAUGCCCAUCGCUGGGAGAUUGUCAUUCAUGCUUAAUCCAUGGAUCAUCUUCGUUAGGCAGUUUCAAAUCAAUUGCCAGCAAGCUAGGGCUCGAUCGAUGUACGUGGUGCGUUCAAAAUGCCCGAUGUCACCAUAAAGAUGACAACUACGGCGUGUGUGGAGAGGAUACUCCUUCACAAAACCCCGGCUGGUGGGGACCUAAGGGAACAGAAAUUGUUAAUGCUGAUCAAUGUACACAGAAAGAUACGCGACCAGGGCUGACGUUCUUAAAAUAUCUUGAUCCAGUCAAUUGGUCCAUGCCUGAUACUGUUAUGAUUGUGAAUGCAACAAUGGUUGAUUUCAACGUCCCUUCGACGACCACACAUACCGAGCAAUUGUUCAAUGGGCAAGUCGUAGCUAGAUUACUCGGGUUCAUCCGUCCUCCUGAAGUAUGGGAAGGAGCAGGAGAGAGACUUAGAGCCUGUGCCAGCUACUCCCAAGCUGUAUUGCGCAUGGCGCUAACAAAUAGUCCAAAUAAUGAGCCUCUGAAGAAACUGAAUCCUGCUGUUACAGCUAACAUUACUGCCACCCAAACCGUUUGUGAAAUGGUACAAUGGAGAAGUCUUGAACCAUGGUUCCGUGUAAUGGUCGAUUUUCAAGCCAAGCGCAGUAUCAAUGUUGGUAUUCAGAACCAACAUCAGCAGGUUAGCAAGAUGGGACUACAACACAGCACAAUCAAUCAAGAAAAUGCGAAAGCUUUCACUUUUGAAUUUUUGGAACCAUACUCCAAUGGAUCAUGCAGCACCUACACUAAUUGCCUCCACUGCUUAUCGGACUCACUGUGUGGAUGGUGUGAAAUGACGAAUUUGUGUAUUUCACGACAAGAGAAGGAAUCGGUUAUCUGUCGAAAGGGAAACCACUGGCGCUACCUAACUGUGCAGCCAGCACAAUGCUCCAAUUGUUCAAACUACAUUUCUUGUGAGCAGUGCAUAAACACCGGCCAGUGUGAAUGGUGGGCCGAAGAUGCCCGGUGUUCGCGCAAAGGACGAUCAGUAACAGCGGUUACGGAAUUAGGUCAAUGUCCAGUGCCAUGUUAUCUUCGUGGUAAUUGUUCUGCCUGUCUCAAUGAACGAGGUCGUUGUGUUUGGUGUGAAGCAACAAGCCAAUGUUUUAGCUUUUCCGUGUACACCAGUGAGUACCAGUUUGGACUGUGUCGUGAGUGGUUGGAUCAAACGAUGCCAAUGGGAUUCACGCAAACCCAGGAUCCAAAUACUAGUGUGGGAGGCAAUAACGUGUUGCACCCUGCUCAACAGUGUAAAUCAUGUGCCAGUCUCCAGAAUUGUUCCUACUGUUUACGAUCGCUUAGUUGUGGAUGGUGCUAUGAUGUGGAUAAUCCUAUCGAAGGCGUCUGCACGCAAGGAGAUUUCAAUCGUUCUGCCUUAGAUUGCCGGACAGUAUUGAAUGUUACGGAAGACAAAGUUCGUUGGUCCUAUGCACAGUGUCCGGAUGUGGAUGAAUGCGAACUGGGGCUUCAUGAUUGCCAUGAACAAGCCGAGUGUAGCAACACUCACGGUUCAUACAGCUGUCGCUGUAGGAAGGGCUAUUUAGGUGAUGGUGUACGAAAUUGUAUUCAGACCUGUUAUGAAACGUGCGUUCACGGUUACUGUUCCGGUGGACCGGAAUAUAAAUGCCAGUGUGACCUUGGUUGGACAGGAAUUGAUUGCAGUCGAAACUGUGAAUGUAACAAUCAUUCGACUUGCUUGCAAGGAGUUGGUAAAUGUGACAAGUGUAUGAAUUGGACAGAAGGUUUGUACUGCGAGAGGUGUAGUCCAGGCAGUUUCGGAAAUGCCACAUCUGAAAUGGGAUGCCAGCCAUGUGAUUGCAACGGCCAUGGCAACGAAGCAUUGGGUGUAUGCGAUUCGCAGACUGGCGAGUGUUAUUGUCAAGAUAAUACGGAAGGGCUCAAGUGUGAAAUGUGCAAUCGAAACUUUUACGGUGAUCCAAGAGGAGGUGGACAGUGUUAUUAUCAAUGUGAAGCGCGUGGAGUACUGACACAGGUCGGAACAGAAGGAAUCGGGUCGUAUCAAUCGCAUCGUUCUGCCCGUGGUGGAGCCGAGGCUCGCGAGUGUCUGUGGAUUAUCAGUCCCUAUGUAAAGCACGGUGUUGAAUUGAAGAACGCUAUCAUACAGUUUGAAAUAGAACCGCAUGAUAUGAAUGUUACUUGCGGGCAAAACGCAGUGUAUGUGUACGAUGGACUGCCGGAUUUGACUGGUGCUACGCAACAGAAACAACUAUUGGCCGUGUUCUGUAGUGAAGAUAAAAGUCCGUGGCUCACAGAAGCAAGGUCAGGUCAUCUCACAAUCCAUUACAAACAAGGAGGACACGGGCAAGGCUUUAAUGCUGUGUAUAGUGUGAUGAGUUGUACGAUUAACACCUGCAAACGCCCAUACAUCUGUUUCGACGAUAAAUGUGUUUGUCCGAAAGGAUUUGCUGGACCCCGAUGUGCAUUAAAAAUAUGUCCCUCUGAUUGUAAUAUUGAGUUGAAACAAGGAAUUUGUGACGUCGGCUACGGACGCUGUAUUUGUGCUAGUGGUUAUGGUGGUACUGAUUGUUCACGUCUGAUCAAACCUUCGAAUAUUGUUUUUACAGAAUUAUUCAACUCGUAUCUCAUUUCGGACAGUUUCGAGCACCUAAGAAAAACAUUGCCCCGUUUCGGCCAUUCGUUAGUUGCCGACCGUCGUGGUUCAUUGUGGAUGUUUGGCGGCUACUCACUGUCGCAUGGCGUGCUAAAUGACAUUCGCCAGUUCGAUACGAAAAAUAAUACAUGGAUGCAGGUGACUGUUGAUUCUAGUCCCGAAGAUCGGAUGCCUCAGGGACGGUACUUCCAUGCAGCUGAAAUUAUUCUCUCCAAACAAGCGAUCUACAUUUACGGUGGUCUGUCUCGUAACCAAAUGAGCCAUCAGAUAUUGGACGACUUCUGGCAGUUUGGAUUACAGACGCAACGUUGGAGCUUGGUUAAUCAAAAGGGGGCAAAACCACCACCUCUGGCUGGUCAUUCUAUAACGCUGAUAAAGGAAAUGGACAAAGAAGUUCUUCUGGUUAUUGGCGGAUUUUCGGUGGAUAAUGGAAUGCAGAGCAACGUAUGGAUGUUUGAUUUAAGUUCAAACAUUUGGUCAAAAGUGCUCACAUCGGGAGCAAAACCAGCUAGUAUUUUUGGUCACAGCGCUGUUUGUGAUCCGGCUUCCCAAAUUCUUUAUCUGUUUGGUGGAAUUGUGUAUAUUGAUGGGAAAACGAGAGUAUCUAACAAACUAUAUGCGUUCAACUUCAAUAACCUCAAAUGGACCGAGCUGCCCGUGUUUGUAAACAGACUAUCGGAUCAUGUUCCCCAGGCGCGUUAUCUGCAUUCAGCAGUUACCACCGAGAGCUAUAUGUUAAUAUUUGGUGGUAGAUCUCAACCAGGAAGUAGCAGCGAGGCAAUGGUGGCAUAUAUCUAUAAAUGCAACCAGUGGGUUCGACUGAAUGGUGAUAUUGAAAUCAUAGGAAACAGUUUUGGGCAAACAUAUGCUUUAGCAAUGACACAAGAUACGGAGAACGAUGCCUUCUAUGCGGUUGGUGGUUGGGAUGGAAGCAGUUUCAGUCGUGUUACUAAAAUUAAUGUUCCUCAAGAUCUUUGCGACCUGUGGAGUAGCUCGAAGUACAUUUGCAGGCAAUACAUGGGUUGUAGCUUCUGUGCCGUCAAGACCCUAGAAGAAUAUAUAUCACAUUGCUAUUCUGUUGGAAAUUCCGAUGUUUGUGAUGCUCAGAAUGGUACACUUUCAUUCAACAAUGGAGCACCUUGCGACGACGAGUGGAUAUCAAAGCGUAAUUGUUCAUUGUUUGAAAACUGUAUGACUUGUCUCGCAUCUUACCCUGCUCACACGGAAGCGCGUCCAAUUUGCCAAUGGUGUCCGGAUUGUGGAGUACGUGGAAUGUGCCUGCCGUACGACUGGGAGUGUGACUCCAAAACAAAGUGUUCAUCUAAUCAGACCACCAUUAGCACGUUGGAUAAUUGUCCGGAGUUGAGCUGUGCUGCAUCAGAUUGCGAUAGUUGUCAUUCGCUACCCAACUGCUCGUGGACCUUUACAGGCAAACAGUACCAGUGCCAAUUGAGAAAUGAAACAGAGAGCAACAAAAAACCAACAGCAUGUCCAUUAAACUGUCACACAUACACAACAUGUAGCAGUUGUUUGAAUCAAUCGUCAUCAGAAGGGGGCUGGACGGACUGCCGAUGGUCGACGCAACUAAAUGAAUGUAUUUCACCCAGUUACCAACCCUUAUACUGCGCUGGAAGUAUUUGUGGCUUAGUACUGGAACCGUCGGACAUUGAGCAUUGUCCAGAGCCAUGCGGCUCUUUUCUGCAAUGCGCCACAUGUCUACGACACGCGCACUGUGGGUGGUGUUCGCGGAACGGCACGGAAGGCGAUGGUGUUUGUACCGAAGGUUCACUGGAUAGUCCUUUUGAUUAUCCGGCUGCAUCAACAUGCGAUGUAAUUUAUAAGAUAAAAAAUAACGUUACCCAUAUAGACCCGAGCGAUCGAUUCAGUUGGAAUUAUGUAAAGUGUCCUCCUGAAAAUGAGUGUGCUAAUAGGCAUCACAACUGUAAUGUCAAAUCGGAACGAUGUGUGGAUUUAUUGCACGGGUAUGAAUGCCAGUGCGCUGACGGAUAUCGAAGUGAUUCAUCAGGUGUGUGUGUUCCAGUUUGCAAACAAGGCUGCGUACGAGGCUCCUGCAUAGAACCCGACAAAUGCGAAUGUGACUUUGGGUAUGUGGGUGCCAAUUGCAGCAUACAAUGCCUAUGUAAUGGACACUCCAAAUGUGCAGGACCAGAUCAGCUUGAUAAAUGUUUACAAUGUCAUAAUAACACACUUGGAAAGCAAUGUGAGAAAUGUAUGCCUUUCUUCGUUCGAGAUCCACGUAACAAUGGUGAGUGUAUCCCUUGUUCUGAAUUCUGCUACGGACAUACCGAUCUGUGUGUUUCCAAGGAAAUGGAGCCGCUCGUUCAUAAUAUGAGUCGCACAGAACUGGCAAAAUUCCUAACUGAAGGACCUCAAUCAGACGCCCUAUGUUUACACUGCGAAAAUUUUGCUGAUGGAGAUCGUUGCGACACUUGCUUGGCUGGCUAUUUUCGUGGUGUUACAAUUGCGAGUGAUCCAUGCCGACCAUGUCAAUGUCAUGGCCAUGGAGACAUGUGCGAUCCGGUGACGGGAGAAAAAUGUAACUGCGGCAAUAAUACCGAAAGCGACAACACUUGCUCGGCGAAAGGGAAAAAUCUGGCUUACAGCUGUUGGUCGAUGCAAUGUACCAAAUGUAAGGACUCGUACUCUGGUCAUCCAUCCAAUGGUCAUCAAUGCUACAAACAUAUUACGGUAGACUCAAGGAUGUGCUUUGAUGCUAAAUCGAUAGAUGAGUGCAAAAUCAAACCGCAACCUUUGAAACCUGGUCAAACAGUAUUCUUCGUUAUACAACCUCGCUACAUGAACGUUGAUAUAAGAUUCAUGGUGGAUGUAACGCAAGGUGAACUGGAUUUCUACAUGAGUCCCAAUGACGAAUCUUUCGUUGUACACUCGAAUAUAAGUUCUGGACAUCACGAUAUCUAUCUAGAUAGUCGCUAUUCCUGGCUCCAUGAUGUUGUUGACAUUAGUUCGGUAGACAGUUUAAAUAUUUAUCCACUUAAUGUGAAUAGAAACUACUCGGAUAUUAAUAUGGAUCCUCCAAUGCCAAUAAGCUCCAUAUCCCAUUCCCAUUGUAGGAUGGACACUGAAAAGUAUUUUUACGUCAAAGAUAAAGUAGCAAAAGAUUUGAUUACUUACGUAACACUGCAUCAGUGUAACUCACUACUUCGAGUGUUUGGAUUGAAAAAUCGUCUGGUAGUCACAUUACCACACACUAUCCAUUCUCUAGGGCAGACGAAAUUCUACAUUGCCCUACGAGCGCGUGCUGCAUCGACGGCAAGCUACGGAUUAGUAUUCUUCCGUCAAGAUCAGUUGCAUAUUCAUUUGUUUGUGUUCUUUUCUGUAUUUUUCUCCUGUUUUUUCUUGUUUCUUGCGAUUUGUGUUUUAGCUUGGAAAGCGAAACAAGCGGCCGAUAUGCGUCGUGCUCGAAGGCGCCACGUAGUUGAAAUGUUGCACAUGGCCAAACGUCCAUUUGGUCGUAUCAAUCUAUCCCUGGAGAGCCCCAGUGAAACUCCGGCUAGCCAUCGUAGGCGUGGACGUAGUAAACACUCGCCACUAAUACAACAAGACAUCGCACCUGUUGCGUUGGAACCAACUUCGGACAAUGUGGCCGCCGUUGGAACCGUGUUCAUUCGUCUUCCAGGCAAACACAAGUCGCAAGUCACGCUAGCACUGGCUUCGUCGUUGGUAGUGCUGUCGCGAAAUCAAACGACGUACAAUCGUGCUUUUCACCGGCGGAGAGGUUCGUCUCACUAUCAAGCGCAAAAUCCACAGCAACAACUGCAGCCGUUGCAGCAACAGCCCGUGCCGCCCAUUUUUAUUGAUGUACCCCAUGAGCAGGUACCGUUGCAACCGCUUGCGUUAAAUAGGGUGCUAUGAAUGUAUCGGUUAUAAGAGCUAGACAUGGCGGGAAAUCUAACAUAGUUAUUUUUUUAAAUGAAAGUAUUACGAAGAAUUAGUGAAGGUAAAAGGGGCGAAGUUCCUAUAUCGUCGACCUGAGAUUGUUGAGUUUCUUAUUUUAAAAAUCUAACCUGAAGUCGAGCUUAUUUUUUCAUAACAACGAGACCAAGGAUUAAUAUUCAGCCAAAACUUGACACUAGGGAGACCUUACAAUAAAACUUGUUCGUUCAAGUGAAACUUUCUCUCCAUUCGGUGGUAUGAGCAUUGGGAUUCGGACGAUAACAGAAAAUUUGUUAUCGUGCGAAACCUAAACCCGAAUUUUACAUGCCCGGAGCACGCUGAGUCCGGGAAAAAAAGCGGACUCGGAUGUCUGUAUCAUUCUCAUCAUCCUUGCAUUGUUUAUUUGCCAGAUCUGUUAUCUUCAGCUUCACACUGGAUUUCCUAUUGAUACUAGAAGUAAUUACGGCGUGAAUGGUGCCUGUGUUUCUCGCCGGAAUCUAGCCAAUGAAACACCUAUUUGGAAAGAAAUCUUAUUUGGGGCAAUGGCCAUAAUAUUUUAGCGAAAAGGAAAUUUCUACAAUGCGAAAGAAAACGAAAGAAAAAAAAAAUCAGAUUAAAAAUAACUAAAAGGUAAAAAAAUCUUGAUGGUGAAGUAUCCACCAAAAAAUCUUUUUGUUAUUUUUAACUUUUUUUUGCUUUUGUUUUCUUUCGCAUUGAAGAACAUGUUAAAAAUAAACAAUUUCUAAUGUGUUAUUUUACUGUACUGAAUACUAAUUACCUUUCAAACAAAUGCGUUUAUCAAUAAUUUUACAUUAAUUUAUACACAAGCGGAUCUUUUUAGAACACUACGAAAAUUUAUAUGUCGAUCCAUUUCUAAAUUAUGAACUGCAUGAUAAUCAUAAACAAUUAUUUUAUGGCAUUGCAAUCAUGCCUCUGAAUGAAUUUAUGUCUUGUAUUUUUAUUGAUUUAUCUGAUAUUUAGCAUCUGAAAUUAUAAGGGCCAUUCAUAAACCACGUAUCGCCAAAAUUGUCCAAAAUUGACUCCCCCGCCCACCAUGUAACAAAUUGACACAAAUUUCUCUAUCCCCCUCCCCUAUUACGCAACAAAUUCUUUGAUUUUUUUUCUUCAGUAAAAUAUGUUACGUAACGGUCUAGCUUACUCCCCCUCUCCCAUAAUGUCACAAUUUGUCGUAUCCCCUUCCCCUCUAAAAGCGUUUUGUAGUUUAUUAAUGAUCCCUAAUCUCAUUCUUCGAUACGGCAAAGACAUCAAAAACCCCAAAAAGUUUGUCCUAUCGAAAUUACAGACGGAAUGCUACUUGAUUUCCACCAGAAUUCCCGCUCGAAUAAAACAACCAAUUUCAAAUUAAAAUCGGUUGAUUUCAUUUAAGCCAGUAGGAAAAUCCAGUCGGUGAUCCUAAUUUUAACGGUGCAUGUUAUAAUUUCAUAUAGAAUAUUUUCCCGUUUCGAUGGCCUGGCUGCAAAUUUGUGACAGGUUUGUUUGAAUUAGAAUGAGAAAAAAAUCUCAUAUCAUGCUCUAAUCAGAGCUGUAAAUUUUCAACAGGUUGUUUUGAACUUGAAGUUGGAACAAAUUUCAAACCAUGCCUUACUAUGUUCAAUUAGUAGUUGUUCGUUUGCAUCAUUCAUUCAAACAGCCGAGUUGCUCAAUCAUUUUCGAUUCAUUUUCAAUUUCAUUGACCCUGUGAAUAUGACUAUGUUUUUCAAGCAAAACUACUCUGAACCAGUGGCGGAUCCAGAGGGAGGGUCCUGGGGGUCCGGACCUCCUCCGAACUUUUUUAAUUUGUUAAGAAAUCUUAAAAUAAUUUCUAUUUUAAAUUCGUUCUAAGCUCAAAAUCAUUCUAAAUCUGAUUUAACCACCAAAACUUAUUUGAGGUUAUUAGAUAUUACGUAUUAUACACUGAACAUAUCAAAAUCAAAAUUUCAGACCCCCUCCGAAUUUUUUUUCUGGAUCCGCCCCUGCUCUGAACAUAUUUCUUACUGUUCAUGUAAGCUUUAAAAUGCAAAACAUGUCAACAUUUAACCUAAACUGGCCUCUACAGUGCAGAUGAUAACUUUGGUUGGUGGAUGAAAAAGCAUCAAUUUGAAUUGAAGACGUAUGUUUUAGUUAUGAAAAUCCCGCCAACGUGAAAGUGAAUGAUUAAGGGAGGUUUUAAAUUUGAAUCCUGGUUCGGUUUGAUUGAACUGAAAGUUGGUAUUUGAAUAUGAAAAUUAGCACCACUGGCUCUAAUAUCUUUAAACCGUAGUUGUUAGUUGCAUCAUUCAUUCAAACAGCCCAACCACUCAAUCACUUUCCUUCCAUUUUCAAUUUCAUUAACCCUGUGAAUGUCUCCCUACAGCGGUUUUUCAAAACUACCCUAAGCAAAUUAAAGAAGUACUAAACUGCCCAUAAAAGCAUAAGAGUCCCAUGUGGAUUUUUGUCGAAAAUGAGUUAUCCGUUGGAUUGUAUUCUGUAUUACAACAGAAUCACACUGCACAAAUAAGAUUACCGGGUUUGUUUAGAAUACGGGGAACGUGCCAUUUAAGCCAAUAUAUUCUGAUUCCUGAUUCCCAUCCAUUUGGCUCAAUGGAUGGGACAAUUUUGAACAGCGUUUUUCUCGGUUGGCUGUUUUUCAGCUUUUAAUAUAGAAUAAGAACUGCCUAUUAAAACUCGGCAGUUGCAUUAUACGCCAAGAGACAAUAGGUAAAUCGAUCAGCAUAUAAUAAAUAUUUUUCAAGUUCAUGUUUAUGCGCGUCAAAACUAUUCUCGGAGCGAAAAAAUGCUUGUUUGAAAACUUUUCCAAAAUGUUAUACAAGCGUAUAUGUACCACGCUCGCGUAUAGCCGAUGCAGCUAUUCAAACUGAUUAAUAAUAAAAUCCACUUGUUUUGAAGUCGUGCUGCUUCUUUAUAUAACUACUCCAUAUAGACUUUGACGAUCACUACCAAAUUUUGCACAAUUACUAAGGAUCGUAAAAGGAAUCUGUAGAGCUUAUAUGAGCCUGUAUUCUGCAGGAAAUAAUUUCUUCCAUAUACAUUUGAACCAGUCUACUAAACAUACAUCAUACGGUUUAUGUAUGCUUGAAAAUGCAUAACAUGUCAACAUUUAACAUAAACUGGCCACUACAGAGCAGAUGACGGCUUUGGUUAAUGAUAUGAAAUGGAAGCGACUAUUUUGUCAUGAAAGUCUGGCGUACUUGAACGUGAAUCAGCUUGAUUCUUGGUUGCGGUGGAUUCAACCUAAAAGUUCGCAUUUGGAAAUAAAAAUGUGCUUCAACCAUAGAGAGGGGCAAUCAAGUUACCAACUACGCUAUGCUAGUUCCUAAAACUAAAAUUAUUGUAAAUAAAAGGAAAAGUAUCCUUUAAAAUCAUUGCAUGUGUUGUUAAUGAAGCCUCCAGCAUUCCGCUACAUCGAUAGUCAAUAACACACACUUCAAAAAUUGAAAAAUUGAACAACAUACGAGAGUCAAAUGAACACAAGAAAUAGGACAAAACCUCCGUUAAAAUGUAUACAUUGCCCACAAUCGGAACUCAGUCCCAUGAUCUAUGGGAUUCCCUAUCUACACGGGACUGACUAUACUAUCUAUUAUCGUUACAUUUGAAACCUGGAAAAUCCAACCAACGACAAUCGUUUUUUCUCUUAUUUAGUGCUAAUCCCUGAUGUCGAAAGUAGUGCGUUGUAUAGCGCAUCAUUGUACGAAUACACCGCACUACUUCCGAAGUGAUUUCAUUGUUUAGAACCAGAAAAAAUACGAUUCUCGCUGAUUGGAUUUUCCAGUUUUCAACUGCAGCCUGAAUAUAUGGGACUGAGAUUACAGGCAGCACACUCGAAAGGUAAUCGGUAUCAGGUAAUACACACAAUAAUACAUUAUAAAUUGAUACUUCCUUAAAAUAUGAGCUGCGCUUCAAGGGGAAAAAAGUAAAACCUUUACUUCGUUUUCGUUUAAAGUAGGUAUAUUUUUCGGAACAAAUUACUUUUCUAUUAUACCGAAUGACCAUUAUGCAAAUGAGUUGGAGACGAUGAAACAAGCCAACGCCUGUGAGCCAAAUGUAAGCUGUACACUAACGUGCUGUGAUUUGUUUUUCUUUUAUGAUCAAGGUUUUGUGCAACUUUAAUGCUGCGUACUUUUACUUAGUCUACCGCAGGCUAUGGCGCAUCACCUGUAAAACCACCACGAUCACUUAAUUAGUCCUAUGAGAAUGAUGCAUUAAUGAUCUGGUAUUAGGAAUUUGAAACUAUUUUUUUUGUACAAAUACAAGCGAUUAACGGUUUACAAUCAAAGACAAUUAUUUAUAGCUAAAAUAUUAGAGAAAAAGUUUCAAUUAGACUAAUAAGACGAUUGAUCUCGAGAGUGAUGACCCGUGUAAAUAUGACAAAUGGAAAGAGUGAGAGAGAGGAGAGAGUGCAAUUUAAAGUUACUAAUCAAACUAUUAUACUAAAACCAGAUUGGUACAUUUCCAUACAUGCGAAAGUUAAAUGAGACUAAAUGUAGGACUGUCCGGAUGAUAUUGAAUCCUCGAUUGUAGAAUAGCGCAUAGAAACAGAAUCUGGGGAGCAUAUUAAGCAAACAAUUAUUUUAGUUUUAGCUAUAAGAGGUGUUGUGUUUUCUGGUAUUAGUUCUAAGAGGUCAUAAAGUAAUUUCAUAUGUAUCAUAUAAAGUGCUUAAAUGAUUUGAGUCAGUUGAAUAAGUACAUAUUCAAAAUGUACUACACUAAAUAACAAGCUAGACAGAAGACUCUGAACUUUGCAGUAGAGCAUAUAGAAUCUCGUGAGCGAAUCAAAGUUUAAGCGAAAAAAAUAUGUAUAUUUUUAUGACAUUUGUAUUUUGAAUAAUGAAAUACAAUAUAACAUAUAAGAA